CGUGAAGCAGAUUCAAGAAAAUGCAAGGACCUUCUUUUAACAAAAGUGUUAAAUGUUGUGACCCAAAGUAAAAUUCAACGUCAUUUAAACAAAAAAAGUUCACUGGCACAUGCAAUACGUCUGCCAACAUACAAGAAGAAGUUAGGUUUAUUAUACACCUUCAGUCAGAGCCAUUAUAGACCAUGACCAAUACCAUCAAGAAUUUUAAGUUCUUUGGUUGGAUUUUUUUGGGGUAUGGAAGUGAUCAUACAACCAAGAAGCUUUUAGCUGCAGGGCGGCAAUGUCGGGAAUCGAAGAAAGGAGGGUCUUUAGCUAGCAAUUUUUUGCUCUCUUUCUUCCUGUUCUUCAUCUUCUUCUUUUGCUACGAACUUUUUGUUGGUUGGAGCACUUCUCCAGCGAAAUCUCCAUUACAAAUAUCACAAUAUUCAACAACUUCUAAACCUUUACCACCGCCGCCACCGCCACAGCUAAUAUCAAUCUCAACAUUAACAUCAAAGCCAAAACCACAAGAAUAUCCACUACAAUGCACCUCCAAGAGUACAACCCAAACAUGCCCUCACAACUAUCCUACCAACUAUAGCUCUAUGAAUCCUAGCCAUUCGUCAACAUGCCCGGAUUACUUCCGUUGGAUCCACGAAGAUCUACGACCGUGGAAGGGAACAGGUGUCACACGGAAAAUGGUGGAUGCGGCUCAAAAGACGGCCCACUUUAGGCUGGUGAUCCUAGAUGGGAGGAUGUAUGUAGAGAAGUUCAGGGAGUCACUUCAAACAAGAGAUGAGUUCACUUUGUGGGGGUUCCUACAGUUACUAAGGUGGUACCCUGGGAGAUUGCCUGAUUUGGAGCUAAUGUUUGAUUGUGAUGAUAGGCCUAUGGUUCCAGCAAAGAAAUUUAGGAGACCCAAUUCUGGCCCACCACCCUUGUUUAAGUAUUGCUCUGAUCCAUGGGGUUUGGACAUUGUUUUCCCUGAUUGGUCCUUUUGGGGUUGGCCGGAGUGCAACAUAAAACCGUGGAGAAACGCAUCCAGGGACAUACAAGAAGGCAGCAAAAUGGUAAAAUGGAAGGACAAGGUGCCUUAUGCUUAUUGGAGAGGCAACCCUCACGUUUCACCUUGGAGGGCGAACUUUGUCAAGUGUAAUGCUACUGACACUACUGACUGGAACGUUCGCAUUUAUACCCAGAACUGGGACAAACAAGCUAAAGUAGGGUAUAAAGAAUCCAACCUGAAGGAUCAGUGCACACAUAGGUACAAAGUCUACAUUGAAGGAUGGGCUUGGUCUGUGAGUGAGAAAUAUAUUCUAGGAUGUGACUCUAUGACAUUGGUAGUGAAGCCCAAGUACUAUGAUUUUUUCAAUAGAGGGAUGUUACCUUUGGUGCAUUACUGGCCCAUCAGAGACAAUGACAAAUGCAAAUCUAUUAAGUUCGCUGUGGAAUGGGGCAAUAAUCACACUGAUAAGGCACAGGAGAUAGGGCAGGCUGCAACUAGGUACAUUCACGAAGAGAUGAAGAUGGAAUAUGUGUAUGAUUACAUGUUACAUCUGUUAACCGAGUAUUCAAAACUAUUACGGUUUAAACCCGCGAUUCCUCCCAAUGCAGUUGAGCUAUGUGCCGAAGCAAUGGCGUGUGAAACUGAAGGUAGUUGGAGGAAAUUUAUGGAGGAGUCCUUGGAAAAAUCUCCUAGUAAUGGAGUUCCUUGUACUUUGCCCCCUCCUUAUGAUCCCUCAAGUCUUGGAACUUUUGUGGAGAAAAAAGCUAAUUUGACUAGGCAAGUGGAGAUGUGGGAGAAUGAAUAUUGGGGAAAGUUGGAACCUAAUAAGAGUAAGGCUGGAUUGUAUUAGCUCUUGUAUAUUGUAUUGUGUCAUAAAUUCAUGAUGCUUCAUUGAGCUGAUUUUUUCUUGAUUAAUGUGUCAUGAAUUCCUGAUGUUUUAUUGGACUUUUAUGUUUCUUAUGAAACUAGGAGUAGGUGCUAAACUUGAUGAUAGAAGCCAUUUGUAUUUUGUUUCUUCUGAAAACGAGAAUGUUACUAUCAAAACAAGUGUGAUUUGUGCAGUUGGUCUGA
Messenger RNA from Beta vulgaris subsp. vulgaris (sugar beet), 2056 nucleotides. RefSeq lists its product as uncharacterized. The transcript has 7 exons. Lineage: Eukaryota; Viridiplantae; Streptophyta; Magnoliopsida; Caryophyllales; Amaranthaceae. The coding region runs from base 183 to 1835 and encodes 550 amino acids. The record is from RefSeq and is a predicted model, not a curated record.